AAGAUUUGGGGGUGGAAGGAUUGUGUGUAAUUUUGGAGGAUGGUGUUGCGGGGAUUUCAGUUUCAGUUGACUCUGGUUGUGGCGGUGAUCACCCUCUCCGGCCUUUCGCCGAGAGAUGGGCUUACCGGAGUUGAAGCUGCCACUUCCACUUCCGCUUUCGUUCACAACGUCAUCUACUCUAACAGGAUUGCUAUGUUCUCCAAAUCCUACUGCCCAUAUUGCUUGGGUGCCAAACGUAUGUUCAGUGAACUCCAUGAAAAACCUUUGGUUGUGGAGCUUGAUCUUCGAGAUGAUGGAUCUCAAAUUCAGAGUGUUCUACUAGACCUGACAGGAAAGCGCACUGUUCCUCAGAUUUUUGUGAAUGGCAAGCACAUUGGUGGCUCUGAUGAUCUGAAAGCCGCAGUUGCUAGUGGUCAGUUGCAGAAACUUCUGGCUUCAAGUUGAUUGCCUUCUUGGAACGAUAAAUCACGUAUUUAUUGAACUUGAGCUACAUAAGCUGUGUAGAUGAAUUUUAACUUCGUGAAAACUUUUGAUAGUAUUUGUUAUUCGUUUUUACUCUGCAACAGAGAAGCCUGUUGCAAAUUUCUCCCUCUACUUUAAUGAGAAUCUGCUUUUUUUCCUUUUCAUUAUUUGAAACCAUGGUGAAAAGGUGUUUGAUU
Benincasa hispida (wax gourd) is the source of this 659-nucleotide messenger RNA. RefSeq names its product Glutaredoxin family protein. The record is from RefSeq and is a predicted model, not a curated record. Gene Ontology annotation, cellular component: cytoplasm. NCBI's taxonomy places the organism in Eukaryota, Viridiplantae, Streptophyta, Magnoliopsida, Cucurbitales, Cucurbitaceae. Gene Ontology annotation, biological process: cellular response to oxidative stress. Gene Ontology annotation, molecular function: glutathione disulfide oxidoreductase activity.